Podarcis lilfordi (Lilford's wall lizard) is the source of this 32812-nucleotide messenger RNA. NCBI's taxonomy places the organism in Eukaryota, Metazoa, Chordata, Lepidosauria, Squamata, Lacertidae. The record is from the annotation of a GenBank genome assembly.
CCUUUCGUUGGAAGCAAUGUAGCCGGGGGCGUACCAUGAACGGAAUGGGAAGGGGGGGGAGAGAAAGAAGGAGAGGAAAGCAGCUGAGCUUUCGCUCCACUUAUUUCCCCCGAAGUUCGAAUCUCCGUGAUUUGCCGUACCGCUUCCUAGGCGCGGAGGGAGCGAGGUAAUCGGACGCCGGGGUGCUCCGUGAACGGCUGUCGUGAUAAAUGGUACGUUCCGCAGCUCCGGGCGGAAGUGGGUCUCUCCUUGGACCUUGGCGUGCGGAAGGCAGCGGCGGAAAAAUGGCGGCCCCGGGUAAGGAGCGGCGCUGAGGUGGCGGCGUCGGCGUGGGGAAGGGGCUGCGGCCCUGUCGAAAAGGCGGCUUCUCUUCGCGCUUGCGGAGGGGCUGGACACCGAGGGGCGCAGGGUUCUCCUCAGGGAGGCCUCCGGAGGGGCCUUGGCACGGUCGGAGGGGCCGCUAUGGCGCUUUGCCGUUAGGCUUGCGACCCUCUCAUUGUCCCCAAUACACACACGGGGGUGGGCAAGGCCGGUGAGGAGACUGCAGCGCUCCCUUGCCUUCCUAUAAGCAGGUAGAAAUGCAGCCGGUGAAGUUGGGUGGUAGGAAAUAAGAUAUUCCUCUGCCGGAUUUCUGCCUGUCGAAGACGAAAGGAGCCUUGCAGGGAAGCAGCCGGCUCGCGUUGAAAUGCAAGCAAAGGGCUCUCUCUCCUCUCCCCCAAUCCUGGAUAAUUUCUAUCCUGCAGCAUAGAAUGAAUGCUCUCGGAGGUCUACACUGGUGGCCCAUCUGCCACAUGGCCGAGCCCAAGGUGUUAACUCUGGGUAUAUGAGGCCCUUUACAGCUUGGGGGCAGUUUGCCUACCGGAUUGCCCUCACCCAUUUUGCAGCAGCUUCGAGCAGAUGAACUGGCGCUUUUAUUACAGGUAUCACAUACCUGCGCCGCAUCUGGGUGACUUUAGUGUGGUGGCACUGACAUUUUGGUCAGCUGACCAAGGGACCUUACUUCUCUUAACCUCCCUCACCACAGACUGGUAGAAAACAAUGGCAGGAUGAAAGUGGCAUUGCAUGAACACAUAUGCAAAUAUACAGUUAUAGAGAACACAUAAACCCUUAUACAUACAUUAAAAAGGUAAAGGUUGAUAAAAAGGAAUGUAAGGCACAAUCAUGAUAUGUGCAUCAAAUUGUUUUGUUGAUUGCACAGUUUGGUGGCCAUGUGGUGGGACCUUCUAUCUAAGGUGUCUGAUUAUAGCUAGAUAGAUAGCAUAAUCACCUGCUUCAGUAAAAAAAGCUAUUCAGAAGGCUCAAGGGAGACAUUAAUGAAACACCUAUUAAGGUUCCUACCUCUUUUUUCUUUAUUUCCAGGGUAUCUCACCAUUUUCAUCUUGAACUUAAUAUUUGUGGCCAGUUUACAGGCUCUGACUCCUAGCCAUUAUCUCACAAAACAUGAUCUUCAGAGGCUACGAGCUUCCUUGGAGCGUCCCUUUACUGAUCUGGAAGGAAGUUAUUACUCCAUUGUAGGACUGAACAAAUUAGGAGGGCAAGUGGCUGAUGAAAAGGUAAGAAUGUGUCAUUGUGGAGUUCAGAAAGUUAUCAGGCUAUGAAGAACGAGCUGUAAGUAUCUGUACAUCGGUAAACCAGCAUAGAAUCUGUUUAACUCUGGCAGGUAAUAGUUGCUUGGUUUGUUAAAGACAUUCUCUGCUGCCUGUGCAUUUGCAGAGCUCCUGAAUCACAGUGCUAUGUGGUAAUAUCAGGAGUAUAUCCUGUUUUAUGUAAAGCAAGGAUGGGAAAUGUAGCACAAGUCUAUGGUUGUGAUUUUCUCUCUCUUUGUGUGACAUGAAGAGAGCAGAGAUUGGCAGAUAACCACAAAAGAAACAGAUUGAGAGAAAGAGAACUAAAACAGACAGUUGCCAGUGUGGUGUAGUGGUUAAGAGCGGUAGUCUUGCAAUCUGGGGAACCGGGUUCGCAUCUCUGCUCCUCCACAUGCAGCAGCUGGGUGACCUUGGGCCAGUCACACUUCUCUGAAGUCUCUCAGCCCCACUCACCUCACAGAGUGUUUGUUGUGGGGGAGGAAGGGAAAGGAGAAUGUUAGCCGCUUUGAGACUCCUUCGGGUAGUUAUAAAGCGGGAUAUCAAAUCCAAACUCUGCUGCUGCUGCUGCUGCUGCUGCUGCUGCUGCUGCUGCUUUGGAAAUACAGUGCAGUAUUAUGAUUGCUGCUCACUUUGGUUUGUUCCCUCUUCCAGAAGGAGAGGGUGUGUACGUAAUGGCUUGGGUCCAAAGAUACCCUUUUGCAAGCAGAAAGCCUCUUCUUUGGAAAAGUGUUCUCUGACAAAAGCAGCACAAACUUGUUCCAUUUGAAUAAGCUUUUGAACAAACAUUCUCAAGACCUCUCUAUAGCCUUUGAAAGUAUGUAUGCUACAGCCUUCACCAUGUUUCCCAAAUUCUGGCAUUGCCCUCAAUCGUUGUGCUGCACUGUGAUAAAUCUUUCGCUAGCUAGCUUGUGCAAUAGUUCAUAAAAAGCACAUAAGCAUUUUCUCCUUCUGCUUACAGAUCUUUGGAUCCAAGCCAUUGGAGCUAGGUACAGGUGGCAUGGGAAGCAGUGGCAUCCAAAAUUCAGAAGUCUUUCCUAUGUUGCAAUCAGUUAUUUAGACACACAAUCCUAUUGAAAUCAUUGGCACAGUGCACGCCUAAAACAUAGGAUGAAAAGCAAAUAAUUCAAGAAAUGCAGAGGAGGUGUUGUAUGCUGAGAGAAUUGCAUCUACAAUAUUUUACUGUAGUAAACAUGACCAACAUGUUGUAGAGGCAGCCAGAUUUCAUCAGGAAUACUGUAACUUUUUUGUGACCAGUUUAAAUUUUACUAGUGUAGCCUUAACAAUACUGUCUGUGGGAGUAAUUCAGUGUCCAACACCAAUAGAUAAAAUGCAUUUACUGUAAAUCCCUUCUUAAACGAUACAAAAAAUGUUAAUGAUAUUUGGACAGGGCUUGGAGAUUUUAAUGCUACCACAUGGCACAGAAAGAUCAGGAGUUAGUAUUGUUCAUAUGCACUGCUAGGAUAUUGCAUGAGUCUUUCAAGGGCAAGAGUAUGCAGGAACUGGAAGCAGCUUUGAACAGAGUAUUGGGUUAGAAAUGGGAAAAUGCAAAAUUAGAUCCCUACUUGGUCACAAAGCUAACCAGAUGGCCUUGAGCCACUUACUGUCAUCUCAUCUGUUUGGGAAUAAUGUAGUGGUGAGUAAUCUUGUGUACUGUCUUGGGGUCUUGUCUGCUGCUUUGAGCUCCUUGGACAUAAGUGAAAGAAAAUGUGUUGUUUUUGACUGCAUCCUGAGCCCAAGACAGAGUCCACCAAGGUUGUUAGAAUGCAGCUCCCAUUGUUCACCCCACUGCUGGCCAUUCAUUCCAAUUGCCUUUUAUUGAAUCAGACUAUUAAGCCACUUUGCUCAGUAAUGUUUACAUUGACAGUUUCAAGCUGUGGGUUGGAGAUAGUUUGCACUUGGACUUUUAUGCAUGCCAAGCAAGUGCCCUAAACCAAGGUCCUUUCCUGCUGCUUUUUUAUUGCUUUUGCUUAUCACUUCUUCAGGCUACUUUAAAAAUCCAAUUGUUGCCUCCUUUUUGCUAUUUCAAAUAGGUAGCUGUUUUCUGUUGCAUUGUAAAAAAUAUUUUAUCUUGUGCUGAAGUUCUUGGGUGUUGUAACAGAGUUCCACCGGUAGAUGGUGCCAAGGCUUAACCUGCUUCCUUUUUGUUCUGUCUUUAUGUAUGUAGUCUAGUUUCCCAAAUGGGGGUAGGGUAGCCAGAUUUGCACAUUAUAGGAAUUACUUUAAUUACCCCACUUAAAUACACCCAUUUGAUACCUCCUCCCAGUUGCUUUCUGCCUGCUGUCAGCCACAAUCUCACAAACCUGAAGAGGGAACAGCCUCAUCCUAGGAAAAAGAGAACCUGCCCACCCCUUACAUUCAUGCCUACUUUCACUUGAGACCCAUCAGCCACAUGUGGAAUUGCUGUGAUGCUGCCUUCCAAAUAGAGGUAGCUCAGUAAGUACAUCACUGAGCAAGAUGGAUUCUCGUUUCAUGUAGAGAGGCUCUUGAUUCUCAUCCUUGGCAGUGCUGGUGCAGAAGAGCAGUAAGCAACAGGGGUAUCACCUGCCAUCCAAGCCCCCACCCCACAGACACCAAAAAACCCUGAAACUGGAACUUGCACAUACGAAGCAUGUGCUCCUUUAAUGAGCUGUAUGGUCCCUAGGCCAGCUAAUGUAUCAGAUGGGCCCUAGAUUUGCACUUAGAUUUGUGAGCACUGUCAUAGGAACAUAGGAAGCUGCCUUACAUUGAAUCAGAUCAUUGGCUCAUCUAGUUCAGUACAUCUACAAUGAGUGGCGGUAGCUAUCUAAGGUUUCAGACAUGGGUGUUCUCAGCCCCACCAGGUGCUUGAACCUGGGACCUUCUGCAUUCAAAGUAGAUGCUCUGCCACUUAGCCCCUGGCCUUCCACUCUGGGCUUUUACUAGAGAAGCCAUAGUUGUUUUAAAAAGGAACCAGUUUAGGUCUCUCCUUCUCUCUCUCUCUCUCUCUUGCAGGUGAUGGGGGACACUGGCGUGGUAGAAAGUUCCAUUAUGUUUUGAAUGUGGCUUUGGGAAAUCAGUUUGUGUGGUUGCAUCUGAUGGUUUGCACAAGUGUUUGUAGUCUUGGGAAAUAUAUUUGUGAAUUCUUCUGUGCUAAAGCCUUUCAUUUGUUAUUUGCUCACCUUGAAUAUAUUCCUCAGAAGUUCUGCGUCUAAUAACCAUUACUAUUUUGUUAUUGUUUUUUCUCUUUAUAUUCUUAAGUGACACUUGUGUUCCUUUUUGAAUCAAUAGAUAUCUGUAGAUUGAAUGUAAUACCUGUAUGUGUACAGUCAGGGUGCUUAAUUUUAUAUUUCUUUGUGUGUGCAGGCUGCCUGUAACUUCAUAAAAUCAAAGGUGGAUCCCAAUAGUGUUGAUUCCCUCUUCUAUGCUGCACAGGCCAGCCAGGCAUUGUCUGGAUGUGAGGUGAGUUUAAUUCUUUGUAGAGGAAAUGGUAUUAAUUCUCCUGUUGUGCACAUCUGUCUUCCUGAGACAGGCAAGUCUGAAGGAUUCCUUACCCUUACCAUCAAAUUGCAAUUCAUAGGUAAAGGUAAAGGACCCCUGGAUGAUUUAAGUUGAGUCCAAGGCGACUAUAGGUUUGCAGCUCUCACCUCACUUUCAGGCUGAGGGAGCUGACAUUUGUCCACAGACAGCUUUCUGGGUCAUGUGGCCAGCAUGACUAAACCACUUUUGGCACAACGGAACACCGUGACGGAAACCAGAGUGCAUGGAAAUGCCAUUUACCUUCCUGCCGCAGUGGUACCUAUUAUCUACUUGCACUGGUGUGCUUUCGAACUGCUAGGUUGGCAGGAGCUGGGACAGAGCCACGGGAGCUCACCAUGUCACGGGGAUUUGAACUGCCAACCUUUUGAUCAGCAAACAAGCCCAAGAGGCUCAGUGGUUUAGACUGCAGCGCCAGCUGCAUCCCUUGCCCUGCAAUUCAUAGAUGAAAUGCUGACCAUUUCUGACCAUGGCUUAUGAAUACUGCAAAACUAACGGUGGGAAAGAGGGCUGUUUAACAAUGAGACAAUGUUUAUCUUUCUUAGAUUGCCAUUUCAAAUGAAACGAGGGAGCUGCUGCUUGCCGCUGUCAGUGAAGAUUCCUCCGUCACCCAGAUCUACCAUGCUGUUGGAGCCCUGAGUGGCUUUGGGCUCCCUCUUGCCUCCCAAGAAGCCCUGACUGCCCUGACUUCUCGUCUUAGCAAGGAAGAGAACGUCUUGGCGUAAGUCUUUUAGGAAAUGAAAUAGUUAACUUGCUUGCCUGUGGGUUCCUUCUGUCAUUCCACUUGCAUGCAGCCACUCUGUUUGCAUUUGUAAUUCAUUUGUAAAUGUAUCUGUAUAUUUGGAGGUAUAAUGAUAGCAAGUUGGUACACUGGUUAAAAGACUAGGGUUGAAGGAAUGACCCAGCUAUCGUGUUUUCAUUAUUGUUUUAGCAUAAGCUAUUAAGAGCACUGUGGAUUAAUGCAAGAAAUAGUUCCUGGACUUUUGCGAGGAGGGGAGGCUUUGCUAUACACAUUUCAGUUGUGUGUGUGUGUGUGUGUGUGUGUAUGUAGAGAGAGAGAGAGAAAGGGGUGGGGGCACAAGUAGGAUACAUUAAUUGUAGAGACUAUGGCCCAGUUUAAAAUAGUGGGCUGGCUUUCUUAGCGGCUACUGAAGCAGGGCCUAGUUUCAAAAGCACUCUGUUCAUAUCUCUGGCAAGCCUGCUGGGUGGGGGAGAGAAAGAGAAAUGGGCCCGCAUCGUACAGACUGGUUUCCACCAUCAAAUUGCACAAAUUGUACAGGGAGAGAUGAUAAGAGGAAGUUUAGGCUUUGAAUCUACAGUAAUUAAAAUCAAUCUUCCUUCAGUGACCACAUGUGAAGUAUUGAAAUCUGAACAUUAUUUGACUUGGUUUUAUUUUUAUUAAUAAAAAUACUAAUUUUAGGUAGGUUUCUUUCAUUGUGCUGUUUUUGAUGCCUGCUUAGAACUCUUAUCUUUAGGUGAUCCCAACCAGACAUGCAGUUUUAUUAUGUCUAAUUGUUUUUAAAGUCCACAGAUUUUACUGGUAUUUUUUAUGACUAUUUUGUAUCACUUACUGUAAACAGCUUGGAAAGUUUUUUUUUAUUAAGUGUUGUGUAAAUCUUCUUAGUUAGAUAAAUAAAUCUUUAGCUUACAGUAUAAUAUUGAAUUUCUUCCAAUUCAGUAAGAUGUCAGCUAAAGGUCUGUGCCAUUCCAUGCAUCCCCUCUGCCAAAGGCACUUUCAUUCCCUGACUCAACAGACAGAGAUAGUUCGUGGUUUUUAUUUGAUGUUUCUGUUCUUGGCGAAUAUCUUUGACACCUCUGAUGAGGCCAGUAGUCUGCUCUUAACUGGUGAAAAUUAUAUCUGUAUCUAGUCUUUUCUCCUCCUCAUACUCUGGUUUCUGUUGUUUCAGAACAAUUCAGGCUUUGCAGACUGCUUCAUACUUGUCCCAGCAGGCUGACUUAAGAGGCAUCGUAGAAGAGAUAGAGGUAUUUAUUACAGGUGUCUGUUUAUUUUUAUGACCCACCCUCCAGCUCAGAAAGCCCCAACAUGACCCAAAAUAUAAAAUCAGUUAAAAACCAUGCUGUAAAACAGUUAAAUUUAUUACAAAACUGUGCAAAGAUACAGGAAAGAUCAAACAGCACUCAGCUUCCAUCUAUUCCAAAUGCUUGAUGGAAAGAAGAGUCUGCGUUCCAAAAACACAACCAGGCAAGUCGUCUCUCAGUCAGGGAAUGGCAUUCCAUAAUUUGGGGCCAAUUCAGAGAAUCCCCUGUUCCUGUUAAAAGAUAACCAAGGUUCCACGAAUGAUGGAAUUUGUUAAUGACACAUCCACACCAUACAUUUAAAGUGCAUGUAUACCACUAUAACAGUCAUGCACCCUGCCCAGAAAAAGAUAUUCUGGGAGCUGUAGUUUGUCCCUCAAAGCUACAGUUCCAAGCACCAUUAAGAAACUACAACUCCCAUGAUUCUUUAAAAUCCAUGUGCUUUAAAUAUAUUGUGUGCAUUUGACCUAACUGUCUAACUUGACAGUCAUUCCAGCUUUCCUUCAAAAAGCAACUUGAUCCUCGUGGCAGUGAUGAUUAAAUGGUAUAUAAAUCUUGCUCAAUAAAGAACAACCCUGUGUAGUGGCAGAGAGACUGCAUGGUGCUCGUUUUCAUAUUUGCUUCCAGAAAAAAUCUGUUUGCAAAUAACACAGAAAUAAGCACUAAGCUUGUGCUACACUCUGCUAUAUUUCUGGAAGUGGCUUUUGCGUCAUGUGAAAGUUCAAAUACAAUGUAUAAGAAUCAGGGAAAUGUCAGGAAAACUGAAUAAACGGGUGUAUGAAUGCAGCCCUGGUGGCUGUCAUUCAACUGCUGCAAAGUUCUUUGCUAUAAUCCUGUUCUAGGAUCUUGUUGCCCGACUGGAUGACCUUGGAGGGGUGUAUCUGCAGUUUGAAGAAGGACUUGAAGCAACUGCAUUGUUUCUGGCUGCUACAUACAAACUCUCUGACCAUGUAGGGACAGAGCCAGCAAUGAAAGAGGUACUCAUUGGAUGCUGCUUCUUUCCCUGAUCUACAGUACUGUAUAUUUUUUGGGAUAAGAUGUGUGUGAAUAAUUAUUUAUUCAGGCAUAAACUGCAAACCUGAAGCAGAAGAAUUUAAACUGAUGCAUAAAGGAGUGAAGUAAUAUCUGCCAUCGUUUAACCACUCUCUUAGCUAGACCUCAGAACAGCUUUUCUUUCAUUAAUCAAAAGAAAUGUUAAUAUUGCCUUGUAGCAAAAGCGUAGCUGUAUUGAUCUGUAGUAAUGGGAGUGUGUAAAGUACAGAGGUAGCGUAACAAUGUAGGGCUGACCUGACUGAAAAGGGUUGGCUGUGCAUUUGCAGCACAUAUAACCCUUUGGUCCUCAUAUACCAGUGACUUCUUAACAGUCCCCAGGCCAAAAAUAAUUGGAAUAGGGAAACAAGGCAUUGGUAUUUUAAUGCAUGUGCCUGGAAAGGUUAUGACAUAUCCACCCACAAAUUAUCAUGAUGAUGAGCACAGCAGUGUGUUUAGAGUGUCCCCACUAAUGGCUGCAUCCAGUGGACACAAUCCACUCCCACCAGGGUGUAGCUCCACAUUCAGAAGAUUCUGAUGUAACUCAGUAGAGCUCUGUGGCGUGCAUCACCCCACCCUCUACCACCUGUGAAUGUGCAUGGGUACAUGGGCAGGCAUGAUGUAUAGGGAGUCGGGGAGUUUUGCCUUCUAAAAUCGUUCCCACCUCUUCUCUCUGUCUGCCUGGUGCAAUAUUCUCAUGCCUGUGCAUGGACAUAGGGGAGAGGAGAGGAGGUGGGGCUCCACUGAGCAGUGCAGGGGUGUACCUAGAUUGUGCCCAUUGUGUCUGUUCAAUCAUGCAGAGCUUUAAAAAAUGACAGUUUUGGAUUAGGUGUGUCUGUCCCAAUUUUUUGGACCAUUCUCACCCCUAGAAUAAUCUAGAUAUGCUGUGAGCAUAUGCAUUAUUUUCCAAAGGAACCUGUACAUUUCAGUGCAUGCAAAGCUAACUUUAAUGUGUGUUUGUGUGUGAGUUGGGGCAGGAAACGUUUCGUGGUGAUUUGAGGUCAGGGAUAAAGAAAGCCAGAAUUUCUAAUCUAAACCGAAUCCAUUUUCUAAACUUUAGUGGCAAACUGAGUUAUUUUUAUGGCAUAAAAUAACAAAGAGAUUUAGGUUCUUAAAAUGCCACAUGUGCUUGGGCAUGCCAUAGUGACAUGAUGGAAAUAGUGCAUUUUAAUAAAUUUGACAGGAAAGACUGUAAAUGAGUUUCUGCUUUAAAAAAAUAUGAUUGAUCAGGGCCUUAAUUGGUGACCUCAUAAAGUAGAGACAGACUUGUAGAGCUUUUAUGUGCUUUCCCUGGGACAUGUUUUUCCCCAUGGUAGGUUAAGAUCCUAAUCAUCAAGCUCUUUCUCUGAACUAAAAAUACAAUUAAUGUCUAGUAUCUCUAAUUCUAGUAUAAAUGAUAAUAGGCUGAAAAUGCCCCAGGUUAUGAAUGGGGAGCUUACAGUCACCCUUUUUCUGCAAAAAAAAACUUGAUGUGGAAACACUCUUUUGCCAUUGUGCUUGACACCAUCAUUCAGGCAAAUCUAAGGUGGCAAAUUAUAGACUGCCAGGCAUCAAACAAUGGUUUUAAAAAACAAUAAUUCCAAAAUUGGCCCUAUUAAAGAUAAUUACUCCGUAUGGAUUAAAAAUUAUGUUGUCAGAAACUGUUGUUGUUGUUUUGCAUAUAAAUUUUCUUUUGUUUCAAAUAAUAACCAAUAUUAAAAGAAAACAACUUCAUUUUAACUGAAUGAGGCAGUGCUAGUUUUCAAGCCCGUUAACUAUACUUAAGGGAACAACCCAUAUCGAGUUUAGGAAGUUAGGCCCAAACAGGAGGCAAGGCUAGAGUGAGAAAUUAGCUAAAGGAGAGAGAACGUGUUGUACAGUAGAACCUCUACUUACGACUGCCUCUACUUGGGCCCGAUCCAAGUUGCGACCGCAGCAAACCCGGAAAUAAAUACCAGGUUUCCGCGAUUCAUGCAUGCGCAGAAGCGGCUGCCGCUGUCUGCACACGUGCAGAAGCGCAAUGCCAAAUGCACCCGCGUACAACAGCACUUCUACCAGUGACCUGGAUCAACUUACGGACAGACCUCCGGAACUGAUUCUGUUCGUAAGUAGAGGUUCUACUGUACUUCCUUCUAUAAUAAAACCAUUUCUUAUCUUAAUUCCUAUUGCCUACUCUCUAUUAAAGGGACGCGAGUGGCACUGUGGGUGUAAACCACAGAGCCUAGGACUUGCCAAUCAGAAGGUCAGCGGUUCGAAUCCCCGCAACGGGGUGAGCUCCCGUUGCUCAGUCCCAGCUCCUGCCCACCUAGCAGUUUGAAAGCACGUCAGAGUGCAAUUAGAUAAAUAGGUACCGCUCCAGCGGGAAGGUAAACGGCGUUUCCAUGUGCUGCUCUGGUUUGCCAGAAGUGGCUUAGUCAUGCUGGCCACAUGACCCGGAAGCUGUACGCCGGCUCCCUCGGCCAAUAAAGCGGGAUGAGCCCGCAACCCCAGAGUCGGUCACGACUAGACCUAAUGGUCAGGGGUCCCUUUACCUUACUCUCUAUUAAAAGAGAACAUUACAUUUCUUCUCCCUCUUUCUUCCUCUCCUCUAACCCAUUGGCUUCCAGGGCCUUUAGUCUGCACAUACAUCAUAGUUUUAUGAAUUUUCCUUUUUCAGGAUCAAAUCAUCCAGCUGGUGAAUGCAAUUUUCAGCAAGAAGAACUUUGAGGUUCUUUUUGAAGCUUUUAGUGUGGCUUGUGCUGCAGCUUCCCUUUCUCAGAAUCGUUACCAUUUGCCAGUCAUUGCAGUCCCUGAUGGGCCUGCUGCCGUCUCCCACCACCAGCCCAUUUUUAAGGUGAGUUGCUAGACUGUGAUCAGUUGUGUUACUUUGACCUAUAAUUCCCCUGAGUCUGAGAACUAAAACAGUUGCCUAGGGAAGAGAGCACUGAAACUGUGUCAUAAAUCAGGGACAGUCUACAUGCCCAGGGUCAUGAAGCACUCAGGGGUCAGAUAGAGAGGGCUAUGUGAUAGAGCAGAGUAUAAAUUUGGAACUUGCAGAAAUAGGAAUGGGGGUUUCUAGGAUCCAGGUGAAACUGUAAUGCUUCCUUCUUGUUUUUCAAGUUGCCAAGAGGUGUAAUGUUGUUGAUGUAAUCUUGUUAUAUUUGUAGUACUGAAAUGUUUCGAUAUGUUGUUGUAUUUGCUAUUAUGUUGCUACAAAAUUGUUCUUACGAUGGUUGACUUUGAGAAGUAUUCCUGUUUUCUUUGUUGCAAGCUGCCUUGAGCAUGAUUCUUUUUGUGGAAAAGGGGCAUACAAAUAGAAUUACAAAUGCACAGAUGAAACUAUUGCCCCUCAUUAUGUGGUGUUGCUUUUUAAUCACAUAAAGGGUAGCGAUGGAGGGAAGUCUGCAUGCAUGCUCCACCGUUGACCAUUCUGCACUGAGCAGGAGGACUGAGGAGGCUUGAAUCACCUGAGGGCUCUUAACAAGCCUGCCCCCAGUCAGGAAAUCUAUGUUAGUGGGCUUCCCAGCCCACUACUCAAUAGCAUCAGCCAAGCAUACUCAACCAAGCAUACUCAAUAGCAUCUUUCAGCCCUUCUCUGUGCGGUGGAUAUUAGACAUGGAACUGAUGUGACUGUGCUUCCUUAUCCUCACCACCUUCUUCUAGAUGCAUGAAUGGGCUUUCAGUAAAUAGCUAGGUAAAAGUUGAUGUUAGUCUUUGGCAGACGUGCACACAAAAACGGGUCUGCUAUCUAGCAGGUAAACUUCAGUUGCUGUGGCUGUGGGAAAUAAUCUAAUUUUGCAAGUCUUUCUCAUUCUCUAGCUCCAAGUGACCAAUGUUAUGUCACAGCCCCUGACUCAGGCGAGUGUGACCUUGGAUCAUGCAAAAUCUGCUGCUACUAAAGCCACAGUCCUUCAACAGUCUGCCUUUGCUCUGUCUGGGUAAGGAAAUAUAUUUUUGUUUUAUUUUGGCUUCAGUUUUAUUUUUCUCAGGGAGUGUACAGAAGAUAGUCUCUGUUCUGAAUUGUCUAUUUCCUGGUACUGUAGGAAGAACUGAGAGAAACUGGGGCAGAUAGAAAAUACACACAUUCCUCAAGCAUACCGUUACUUAACUAGUUUUUUUGUUUUGGGGUUUUUACCAAAAUUCAGAGUAGAACAGCUCUGUAGGCUGUGAUCAGGUGCUUUGUUUAUUUGUUCAUAUUCCAAAAGCAUCAACCAGGUUUGUGACUUUUUUUGGUUUGUGAUUUCUUUCUCCGUCCUCAUAGCACCAGAACAUCCAAUGAAGCUGAAUGUUGGAAGAUUCAGGACCAAUAAAAGAAAGUAUUUCUUCAUGCAGCACAUAGUUUAAAUUACGGAUCUCACUUCCACAGGAGGCAGUGAUGGCCACCUACUUGGAUGGCUUUAAAAGAGAAUUGGACAAAUGCGUUGAGGAGAAGGCUGUCAGUUACUUCCAGCCAUGUUGGCUAUGUUCUACCUUCACCUUCAGAGGCAUUGUACCUCUGAAUACUAGUUGCUGGGAAGCACAAGGAGCUAGAGUGCUGUUGAGGUCAUAUCCAGCUUGCAGGCUUCUCACAGGCAUCUAGUCAACCACUAUGAGAACAGGAUGCUGGAAUAGAUGGCCCAUUGGCCUGAUCCAGUGGCUGUUAGGUUCUUAGUUGGUGACUCUACCUUUGUUUGUUUUGGUCACUUUGGUGCUGCGUCACCCCCAGAGACUCCAUUGUCUUGCGAGACAGGUAGAUGCCAGCAACAACAAUAUUUGAAUCGGUGUAGCUUUCCUCUGUCAAUGUUAUCUAGCUGCUUCUCUUUUCAUUGGCUUGCUAUUUGAAGCGAUAUGUUCCAGAAGCAUCAUCUCACCUUCUGAUGACUUUUUGAUGGACACAUGGCUACCAAUAUCCUGCAAUUUUACCACUGUUCUUCUGUUAACAGAAAUGCCUUUGAGCUGAAUUUCAUGAGUGUCAAGCCUGCCAGUGGGUAUUACGAUUUCGCAAUCAGCGUCGAUGGGGACACUCGCUUUAUUGCAAACAAAGUUGAGGUGGGUAUAUGUUUUGAAUGCGUUUGGAGUCUUUGUAGUCAUUGAUUGGAGCCAAGUUGAUUUACAUUAGCUGGAAAUGUUUCUUUUACUAAUUUGUAUCCCACCCUGCGAUGUUAAAAACAUUGUCAGGGCAACUUAUCAAAAUAAUAAAAUAUGGAAAAAUGGAAAAGAUAAAAAAUAGAGACCAUUUUUUUUAAAAAACAAACAUUUCCAUCAUGGAUUUUAAAGCCUGAAAUGAUUCAUUUUGGGGCAGGACCCACGUAGCAUCCUAUUUCAAUACCCCUGACCUUGACUCCGCAUCUUCCUAUGCAAAAUUAUAGUGCAGAGGGGAGGGAACUUAUGACCUUCCAGAUAUCGCUGGGCGACAGCUCUCUUCAUCUGGAACCAUUAGCCAUGCUGGCUGGGGCUGGUGUCCGUUUGAAGUCCAGCUACUAAGGAGUCUAUUUUGGAGGCACAAUGAAUAAAGAAACUGCCCAGCAACACUGCAGGCAAGGGUUCAAGCUCUUUUAAAAAAUGGCACCUCUCAAGCAAGCUAUCUCUCUCAUGUAGGAAGCAACCUCCCUCUUCUGAAAAGACUUGCUGCAUUUUGUACUGCUUGCUGACCAUUAACCUCUCAUUCCCUGACUUUUGUGGCCUUUGCUGAAAGACCAGGUUUUUAAAUCAUGAACCUAUUUGGUCCUUGCUCAUUUAGGUUUUAAUGAUAUAGGUGUGGAGAUGAGCUGUGUUUUCCUUAUUAACAUUUGGCUUUUAAUAUAAAGUUAAAACAAGAAGCAUCUGCUUAUCUUUGUGUAAGAACCAUAGGUGCGUUACAUAUAUCUCUUUUAUGCAUCUUAUUUUUCUCCAGUUUCCCUUUAAAAAGAUGUUAUUUCUAAAGUCACAGCAGUUACAGUAACUGCAAGCAACUGGUGUUUGUGUAGGUUCCUUCAAAUGCUGCUUACGCUACAUGUUUUGGUUUGGGGCUCUUUUGCCCUCAAUUGCCUGUUUAAUUGAAAAAUUAGCAUUUAAGUCUUGCUGCUCACUCAGCGUGGAGCAGCUCGAAGAAGGCACUUGUUUACAAGUGCUGACCUCUGCCAUACAUAUCAAAAUCAAUGUGGUAAUUGGAGUAAUAAUCUCCCUUCAAGCAUCAGAAGGGGAUUGAUGGUGCUGCUUAAACACUCUGGAAGCAUGGACGAGUGCUAGUGGCCGUGCAUUAAUGGUGAUGGCUUUGUACGAACACAGCCUCAUAAUAAGCCACAUUGUUCCUGGAGAAAGCUGUUGGGAGAGAUGCUUUUUAGAGGCUGUCAUUAGCAUUAAUUCUACUUAGUGCACCAGAAUUUUUGACAAUUAUGAUCUAAACUUGGAGGCUAGCGUGCUAAGCAGAAAGAGACUGCAUUUCCUGACAUUAGUGUGUGUGUUGUAUGAGUAACACACACACACACACACACACACACACACACACACUUUAAAGCAGCCAUGCUUUUUCAGUGGUGCUAUGCAAUCCUAAUCCUUGUUUGUACAACAGUGUGCUUGGUGCUACACAGAACAACAAGAGAGGAAGCUACAUGCAUAUACACUGUUGCACUUGGAGCUUGAAGAAGUUUACCUUUCUAUGUAUGUUAUGCGUCAACCCCACUUAGUAUCAACAACCACUUAGUAUCUCCUAGUGCUGGAGUUUCCCAAAUAGUGUCCACAUGUAUCAAGGUGCCCUUGAACCCUGUCUCCCCCUUGGUGCUUGCCAAGGCUCCCAGUAUAUCCUAAUAUUUAUUUAUUUAAAUAAGUUUAGGGGGUGCUUUUUUUUGUUUGGGGCGGGAUUGCAUAUUUUUAGUUGUUUGGAGGGGUUAUGCACUCUUUUUGGUCCGUUCUCAUUGUUGUGGGUGGUAGCUGUUUUUGAAGUUUUCAUUGUCACCCUUUUUCUUCUUCUCUGAAAUGGAUUGCCCCCCCCCACACACACACAGAUGCCAGUGGGCUCCAAUGGGUGUCUUGCACUUGUGAAAGAUUACCCAGGUAAUUUGAGGGGAAAAUACUCAGAGAGGUUUUGUCUUUCUUAUAAGGUUCAGGCCUUGUACAUAGCAGGGAGACAUAACAAACAUACAGAUGAAAACUCUCUCAACGCUACCUGAGCCAUCCUACCUCUGUAAAGAUAAUGCUAAGCAGUACCUCCACCAUCACUUUGGUUAACUGUCUUAUUAGCAGGACAAUUAACCCUUAGGUUAGAAACUGAGUGAUCUUGGCCGUCGAGCUUCCAUCACUCCUUCUGAACAGCAGGUGCGUCAUUCCAUGAGUUCCUGUCCUUUCAGGAGAUUGCAGUAGUUAUCCCUGAACUGCGACUUGGUUAAUGCACCUGCAUCCAUUAGCUCUGUAAUCCCUUGUUCCUGUAAGUCUUUUAGGUGAGGACUUUACAUGCUAUUACUGCAUAGGAGAGUGUGCGGGAAGGUAUUCCCUUUUUUGCUCUGCUUGUCCUUCUGAACUCUGGUUCCGGUUCCUGAACAGGGUCAGCACACACACUCGUAUCAGACCCGCUCAUUGAGAUUUCUACUUCUUGAUUGGUUGGUUGGUCUGGGUCCUUGUGUUGGCUCAUGCUUGCAGGUAGGAUUUAUUCAGUGUUUGCUGGUUCCACGUUGCCUGGUCUGGAUCUUUCAUCAAAGUAAACACUGUGGCUUACUAGCACCUUGCACGUCUUGGGCUGGUGGGUUCUGUACCCUUUGCACUUUUUACCGUACCCCACCAAGACAUCUUUAGACCCUCAGUCUCCCUGUUUCAAGCACCUUUCACUUGGGACAUACACAUGAGCUCUGAUGUCACUUUGGCCUAAAUUUGGUUUUGCCCAGUGCCACAUCUCUUGUGGGGUCGUCUCAAUUGCCUUUGGUGGCAGUUGGUCCUGUAGGUAAGUAGCCGUCAUGAUUGCAUCUUGCCAAAAUGAGUUGGGAAGGUUGUCGUCUAGCAUCAUGAUUCCCGCCAUGUCUACCAGAGUUUUCCUCUUCUUUCUGCCUCUUGGUUCUCCUUGGGGGGCACCUGGUGCUGUGGUCUGGUGCUCAGUUCCCUGUUUGUUGCUUGAAGAACGCUUCCAUUUCUUUCCCCAUUGCCAGUGUGAAUUAUGUCUGGUUUCUGCUGGAACUUGUUGCUGGUCAACACUACAAGUUUCUCCAGCACCUCAUUCUUGUGCUUUGUGAGGUAUGUGGUGUUGUAUCUGGGGUAGACAUCAAUUAAUGUUAUGAAGUACCUGUUCCUGGAGGUAUUUGGUGUCUCCAUUUGUCCACUCAAGUCACUGUGGAUUAACUCCAGUGGGCACUUGGUUCUGUUUUGGCUGAUCUAGGGCAGUGGCAUCCAUGUCAUCUUGACCUUCAUGCAGCAUGCAUACUUCAUUUAUGCAGGCCAUGCUGGUAUCACCAGGUCCUUUGCUGAGUGCUUCUUCACACUAAUAAUAAUACCUUUAUUGUCAAUGUACAACCUUUGUACAAUGAAAUUAACCGAGCCUACACACACACACACACACAAACAAACACUCGAUCUAAUUGCACUCUGUGUGCUUGUCGCACAACACACCAACCCUGAAAGUCAGUUGCACUAUAUUAUUUUCCGUUCAGCAGCCUAAUAGCCCACGGAUAGAAACUGUUUUUUAGCCUGAUUUUACUUCUAUAUCUCCUGCCCGAGGGUAGAAGAUUAAAGAGGUGCUGGCUGGGGUGUGAAUCAUCCCUGAGUAUUUUUCUCACUCUUCUAAGGCAAUGAUCCUUUGCGAUGUCAUCUAGUGGGCUCAGGGGACAGCCCAUGAUAUCAUGUGCUGUGUUCACCACCCUGUGUAAAGACUUUCUGUCCGUGGCUGUCAAGCCAGCGUACCACACUAUGAUACGAUAUGAGAGGACAUUUUCUAUUGUGGACCGGUAGAAGGAGGUCAUCAAUUGUUGUUUAACAUUGUUCUUUUGCAAGACCCUGAGGAAAUGGAGUCUCUGUUUGGGCCUUCCUAACCACCUGAGUUAUAUUGUUUUUCCAAGUGAGGUCUUCACUAAGGUAAACUCCCAGGAAUUUACCUUAGGAAGCGGUAAAAGGAAGAGACUCUCUCCACACAACCCCCCCCCCCCCGAUAUACAACAGGGCUAGUUUCCCUCCUCCUCCAAAAGUCCAACACCAUCUCCUUUGUCUUGCUAAUAUUUAGGUGCAAGUCAUUCUCUAAGCACCAUGUAGAUGCUUUUUGAACCUCCCCUCUGUACGCUGAUUCAUCUCCACCUGUAAUUAGACCCAUUAUGAGUACAGUGGAUGGAUCAGAUGAAAUACAGUCAUAUGUAUACAACGAGUACAGGUUGGGACUCAGCACACAUCUCUGUGGGGUGCCAGUGCUGAGCUUCAGGGAGGUAGAUGUAACAGGCCCAAUCCUCACUGAUUGCAUCAUCGUUUCUGUGCCCUGGGCCUCUGUGCUAGAAGUGGAUGCACUUGUUGUGGGGGUAUUUGGCAGACUGUUCUGACUUUAUUGUCACUGCUAAUAAGCUUGCACAAGUGGUCAUCUACCAUUCCCAUGGCUAGAAUAUCUUCCCCCUGCUGUUAAUAAUGACCUUUGCAGUCAUACAGAAGAAAGUUGCACCAGCUUGUUUUCUGUAAGACUUUAUUAGUAGUAUCACAAAUGGAUUGUUUUUAAAAUGCACAUGUUGAUGUUUUGCAGUGUGCAGGGAGCCUGUUACUCAAUCAGUCUACACUUCUCUCUUUUGUACACUGAUUCCUAUAGAUUAGUACUAUUCUGAUUAGCUUUUACAAUCCUGUCUACGUGCCUGUUUGUGUUUAGUUGGCUUCCCUAUGAUUACUUUUAAGAAAAGGGACCCAUUUCUAUUAUUUGCAUUUUAAAAAGAGAGAAAUAUAUAGGCAGUUUUUUAAAAAAAAUUACGGCAGCAAUUUCUGCAGGCAGCUUUAUCAGAAUGGAAUGGAAUUUUGUCAUCAGCAAGCUAGUUUGGUAUAGUGGCUCAAGCGCUGGAUAGAUUUAGAUAGUGGGAAACCCCAGUUUAGAUAGUGGGAAAUCCCCACAAAUCUUGCUUGAUGACCUUGGAGAAGAAGAGUGUGGAUUUGAUAUCCCGCUUUAUCACUACCCGAAGGAGUCUCAAAGCGGCUAACAUUCUCCUUUCCCUUCCUCCCCCACAACAAACACUCUGUGAGGUGAGUGGGGCUGAGAGACUUCAAAGAAGUGUUACUAGCCCAAGGUCACCCAGCAGCUGCAUGUGGAGGAGAGGAGACGCAAACCCGGUUCCCCAGAUUACGAGUCUACCGCUCUUAACCACUACACCACACUGGCUCUCACACUUGACAUUCUGGGGGACUGGUUGCUAUCCUUAACCUACAUCACAUGGUGACUGUAAAGAUAAAAAGAGGUGGGAAUGGGGGAAGCAUGGAUGGCACCCUAAGUUCCUUGGUGGAAGGUCGGGAUAAAAAUAGAUAAUAAUGUCAGCAUUCGGCACCUUGCUUUAUCUGCACCUUACAGUUAUAUUUACUUAUUUGCAGCUGAAAGUCAAGGUCUCCACAGAAGUUGGCAUUUCAAAUGUGGAUCUCUUCACUGUGGAUAAAGACCAGAGUAUUGCACCAAAAACUACCAGGUAAAAUACCAGUAAUUCAGAAGGGCAGGACUUUGAAUCCAGGCUCUUUGCUAACCUUUUUUCAUGGCAAGGGUUUUUGUUUGGUUGGUUGGUUGUUGUUUUUUUUAGGCAGCUAGUGUUUGUGAUAAGCACAAAUGCCUAUAUACUAAAAAUGGUUAGAAUUUUAUCACAUUCCAAGACAGUAGUCAUGUAAAAUCUGGGGGUGCCCGAUUGCCAUCGCUGACUUUGGCUACAUUCACAUGAUACAUUUAAAGCAGUAUUGGCAUUCCAUCAUUCCAGUCCUGAUCCAGCCCAAACCAUUCAGUCUCCACCCAUCUAUCUUCACCCCAACCUUUCUGAACAUGCUGGGGAAAAUGGUCAUCUUUCAGUGGUGUGCUUGAGUCUCUUUCCUUCCCUCCUUGGAAAAUCUGGUCAGUUCCCAAGAUUUGCAAAAGCAAAUACCCCUGAAAUUGACACUGUAUGAUUAGUCUAGAGGUGGGCAAUUAGCAACCUGUACAUAGGCACUCCAUCUUCCUUUCUAGCAGAUUUGGGGGGGCAGCAUAACCAGCUCCAAACAAACAGCUUUCUUGUCAUGUCUCACUCAUUUACUGGAAGGGCAACAUUCUGGUCUGAGAUUUGUCAGGCUCUCCCACCUGUCAGUAUGCUGCAACUGGUACAAGUUCCUCAGCGACACUUCGUUAUUUUAUUUUAUUUUUUUCCUUUUCAGGAUCACGUACCCAGCCAAAGCCAAAGGAUCCUUCACUGCUGACAGCCAUCAGAAUUUUGCCUUGUCCUUCCAGCUGGUCGAUGUGAACACUGGAGCAGAACUCAUCCCCCACCAGGUUAGCUGGUCCACACAGUUACCUUGUUGUGCGUGCUUGCUACCCAUAGAGAUCACUUUGUCAAGGGAGCCCUUUGGAAGGGGUUUUUCCGAGGCUAGUUCAUUCUGAAUUAGAUGGUGACAGAAAAGUUUGAGGGGAAAUUCCGCAAACUUGCCAUAAACAGUUUUGAAGUAGGGGAUGCAAUUUAUUAGGGUCAGGGGGAGAUUGCAGUAUUCUAGAGCAGCAGAGGGGGGCUGGAUUCAGUCAGCAAGCCAGAUCCUUUGAGAUACAGUUCUCCACUUAAAAACAUACCAACAUGUGUACAUAGAAUGCAUAUUCUAGUGUAAAAUGCCUUGGAGUUUUACAAAAAGUCACUCUGUGCUUUCUUAUGGUAGAAAACAUGGCACAACUGGAGAUCCACUAAAAACAUUCUGGGAAAUAUCCUGUGGUGGGGAUCUUUGCUUCCAGCUGGAAUCAGGUCCUAAAUUCCUCUCUGGAAAAGUGGGUGUCAUGUGACAAUAUACAGCCUUCUAAUUACAUUAUGAUACUAAAGGUGCAGAAUGUAAAACAGAAUGAGGUGGUCAACUUUCCUCCCCUGAGCCCUGCAUAAUCUGCAACGGCUUCUUUAGCGGUGUUUCCAGCGGUGGGCAGUCAUUUGGAAAGUUCAUUCCAAGCUCUGAAAGAGGUGAGGUGGUGCCCAAAGCCUUAUGAUGGAUGUUAGGAGAUGAAUGCUAGCGCGAGUUUAAAAUCGCCUCUUCCUCUUCAGACCUUUGUGCGACUUCACAAUCAAAAGACUGGGCAGGAGGUGGUGUUUGUUGCAGAACCAGACAGCAAAAACAUCUACAAGUUUGAACUGGACACUUCAGAGAGAAAGACGGAGUUUGAUUCCGCCUCUGGAACCUACACCCUGUACUUGAUCAUUGGGGAUGCUACUUUGGAAAACCCAAUCCUCUGGAAUGUGGUAUGUUGCUCCAUUUGCACUGUGCCCUUCCUUUGGUUUUAGUGUUAUGCAGAGAGAAGUAGCUGCAAUGAUUGGCAGAUGGAUCGCCAUAUCAGGUGUAAUUUCAAGGAACCAGCUUGUCUCAGACACAAAUAAAACAGAUUGCUGCAUGCUUUUUCUGCAUAUAAAGAGCCGGCAAACAGAAAUUGAUACCAUUCCCCAGUAGGGAUGUAGUGUGCUUAACAAGCUACCUCAAAUAGUGUAGUGAUGUAACUUGAGGUGUCUCUGCCAUAUGCAUCACUUUAUUUCAUCCCCCACAGCUAAUCACAGUUCUCUGCUCACAGUUGCUAAUGGAAGUUACUACUAGUCUAUUCUAAGCCUUGAGCCCGUCCUUUAUUUCUUUUGCACUCAGAAAACAAAGGUGUUUUCCCUUGCUUUAACUUGCUUGGAUGCAGAAGAGAAUUUUUUUAAAAAAAAUACAAUGAGGUAACUUCAUUUAUGUUAAUGUAUUUUGACUGUGUACCCCAGGCUUCCUCAACCUCGGCCCUCCAGAUGUUUUGAGACUACAAUUCCCAUCAUCCCUGACCACUGGUCCUGCUAGCUAGGUAUCAUGGUAGGCCAAAAACAUCUGGAGGGCCAAGGGUGAGGAAGCCUGGUGUACCCAGUAACCACUUGGUUACCUCAUCUGUCUUGACCCUUUUAAAAAAUCACAAUGUUAUGAUAUUCCCUGUUGUAAAGUUGUUGAAGAGUUACUCCUUCUGGCCUUGAAAGUUGGUCUGGUGCAAAUCCUUAUCAUGAAACUGCAUCUGGCCAGAUCCAACACUCUCGGGUUAAAUUCUGUUGAGAAAGGUUGCCACCUUCAAUGUGAACUGGAAAACUGUAAUGUUUUAACUUUAUGCAGAACUUCCUGUUUCCUUUGGUCUUAUCUGCAUACACAAAAUAGAAUAACUUCCAAGCCUGUAUGAGAAUUUCUGUCUUUAAAUUUGCCCUUACCUAUUAACAGAAUGAAUACACAUUGAAUGUUUUUACUUGUGUAGUUUUAACAAGUAUAUGAAUGUAACCAGGUGGGUUGGGUUUGGCGAACUCUUAAUUCAAUCUCAUUGUUUAUGGAAGAACUAUUUUAAUCUACAGUGGUACCUCGGGUUACAUACGCUUCAGGUUACAUACGCUUCAGGUUACAGACUCUGCUAACCCAGAAAUAGUACCUCGGGUUAAGAACUUUGCUUCAGGAUGAGAACAGAAAUCGUGUGGCGGCGGCGCAGCAGCAGCGGGAGGCCCCAUUAGCUAAAGUGGUGCUUCAGGUUAAGAACAGUUUCAGGUUAAGAACAGACCUCCGGAACGAAUUAUGUACAUAACCAGAGGUACCACUGUACUUAGAAUGUGAAGGAAAGUUCUUUUUUGCAAAUUAAGCUACGUUAGUAUCAUAUGUUCUCCACGAGGUGUAAAUCUUCAUCUAGUAAUUCCGCUUAUAUAUGCGCAUAUAAUAUUCACUUCAGGCUGAUGUUGUCAUCAAGUUCCCAGAAGAAGAUGCUCCAGCCACAGUCCAGUCAAAGAGUCUUUUCACUCCCAAGCCGGAGAUACAGGUACAGCUGUUAGAAGCCAGGUGAUAAGUUGGCUGUAUUUCUCUAUCUAGGAUGGGGAACCUGUGGCCCUUCAGAUAUUGUUGGACUCCCAAGUCCCAUCACCCCCAGCCAGUAUGGCCAGUGAGCAGGGAUGAUGGAAAUUAUAGUCCAGCAACAUCUGGAGGGUCACAGGUGACCCAUCACUGCUCUACUUAUAUGUUUUGUUUUUAGCUAUUUCAGCAGUUGUUUUAAAAGUCCUCUGGCCUUAGAGGAAUCUGCCCUUUUAAAUGUUGUGUUUAUAGAAUUUGGUUUACAUGCUGAGUCGGCAUAAUUGUCCUGUCUGUCUGUCUUCUUGUCCUCCCUCCUGCCUCAGGUGUUAACACAUGUCCAUAUAAUCCAUGUCUGAACCACUGAGGCACUUCCCACUUGCUUUAAACUUGCAUUCUUCUCUGCCAUUUUAUCAAAAAAUGUCUUGCACACUCAUCUCCUGGACAGCCUCCCAAACUAGCAUUGGGAAGUGUGUUAGGAUGAUGUCUAGUAGGUCCCUGUCAGAAGAUGACACACAAAGGAGAGAGCCACCUCAAUUGGAAGAGAGGCUCUUAUGUCACUCAGCAGACUAUAGAAGCCCCAGCUUUAAUAUGUAGAAUCCAGAAUGUAUCAUUUUGAUGUGGGUGGAUAUCCUGGUUCCAGAGUUACCCUUCUUACACAUUUUAUCCAUGAACUCCUCUUUAUAGCACCUGUUCAGAGAACCUGAGAAGAGGCCUCCCACCGUGGUGUCCAACACAUUCACAGCCAUGAUACUCUCCCCACUGCUUUUGCUCUUUAUUCUGGUAAGUUUCUCAUAUCCAGACCAAUGUAUAGCCUUCAGACAACUGAUACCACCUUCUCAGCUUCUAACACAGGUAGUGCAACUCUAUGGCAAGAUAUUCAAGGGGCAGUGCCAGCAUUUUUUGCAGUGUGGCCUAGUGCUCGCUGUCCAGUAACACUGCAAACUCAGCCUUGCCCAGUCUGGUGCCCUCCAGAUUAUUUGGGCUACAGCUCCCAUCACACUCAGCAAGCAUGGCCAGUAGUCAGGAGUGACAGGCUGUGCAGUGAUCUGCAGAGCAUCAGGUUGUAUAUCUAAAUCCCCAUCUUACAUAUCUACAGGAAAUCUAUCCCCCUUAUAUAGCUCUGUUGGAAUCAUAGAAUUGUGGUGUUGGAAAGGGACCCUGAGGUUCAUCUAGCUAAAUCUCUACAUCCCCAAAUGUCUGCCUCCAUAUGGGAGACCCCAGACUUACGUGGCGAUCAAUUAGACUUUUGAAUGCUAGGCCCAUAUCUUAAACAAAUGCUAUUUUCUGAGUGAAAUUGAAAAAUCUAAUGUGUUGGAGGGUGAGCAUUUGCACACACGCUAUAUAAUUUGAAGCAUUUCUGAAGGUCAAUUUUGUUUUGGAAAAGGUCGGUAUGAUCUGGAUUUGGUUGUCCUCAGGGCUUUUUGUCUAAAGUAUGUUCUGUACCUUUUCAGUGGAUAAAGAUCGGAGCCAACAUUUCCAACUUCAGCUUUGCUCCAAGCACCAUUAUCUUUCACUUGGGUCAUGCAAGUAAGUGCCAGAGAAAUUCCUCCCUAUUUAUCCUUUUCCACGUAGGCUUUGCAGUCAGGAGCCUGAUGACAAAGUGCCUCACAACCUAUUAGCGAUAAUGGGCAUAAUAGCGCUUCAUUCCUCCCCCCCUUCCUCCAGUCUUUCAGAAACACGUGUCACCCAUCAUUUUUAACAGCUGUCAUUAGACUGGGCUUCUCUUGCUUCCAUUUAGAUGCAUUUGAUAGCACAGUGUGUUCAGAGUUUUCAUUUCAGUUGUUUAUCCUUUGGUCUGCCCACAAUUCUGCAAGAGAGGCUUGAGGGAUGCCUCCUUAUAUCCCUUUAUUUAAAACAUUAAGUUAUCUUUAUGCUCCUUGUUCAGUGCCAAAGCUUAGGUUCUCUGCAGCCAAUUUCUAGCAUCGCUUAUUUGCCUAAAGAGGACAGUUGCCUCUUUGCAACUUAUUUUGGAGAACAUUGCUUUGCCUUUACAGGACAUGGCUUUGGCGCCUGAUACACAAACACACACACACAAAUAUGAACCUACCCUUUUCUCUUUACUAUAAUUUGUUUUAAACUGGUUUUAAUACUAUAUUUUAAAAUUGCUGUAACCCACACUUGAGACCUUAUGGUGAAAGGUGGGUAAUUAAUAAAUAAAGAAACAUGUAUUUGUAAUUCUGGUGUUCCUGAGAGGCAUACUGUCCUUUAAAAUCCUGGGGAAACUCCUUUUAACAUUCUACAUCACUUCAUAUUUUUCUGGUGAAAUGAAAAAGCAGUGCCACUAUUUUAGAAAUUCUGGGUUGGGUUCAUUCUGUUAGUGGUAGCUCAUGCAAGGGCUUCUGCUACUGCAACAGGGCUCCCCCACCCGAUUGCCUCAGGGUGGGGUCAGAAGAACCCUCCAGAGGGAGGAGAAGGGGGGUUGUUCUGUCUGGCAAGCUGAACUACAUGUGCUUGUGGAAUAAUUGCCAUAGUGCUGUGUUGAAUUCCUCCUGGUCAGUCAGUGGGUGCUAGUCAACUAAUUAUUACUCAAGAGUAAAACCAAUUGAAAUUAAUGAACAUGACUUAAGUUCGGUCCAUUAAUUUCAAUAUGUCUACGCAUCAGAUGUAGCAAGUUUCAUUAUAGCAUCUGAUUCAUUUUUUCUAGUCUAGAGUUCUUGGUUCUUCCAUAUCCGUGCAGGGAUGUUGGUUACCCGUCUACCCUGAGAAGCAUAGAGGGUUGUUUAGACAGCUUGCAAUAUUGGUUUGGGGUCUUAGCACUUUCCUCAGUAUUUAGGCUUAUUAUUGUCUUCCUUUCCAAGGGUCCAGACACUGACGGAAAUACCCAGUCACUGGGAAUUGAUAUGCAGUUAUCGUGUGCUGCCCAUUGCUGUGGAUUUUUAUUAUGUACCUCCUUUUCAAAUUCAAUCUCACCCACUAUGCCUUGCCUUUUCCUAGCAAUGUUGGGGCUCAUGUACGUGUACUGGACUCAACUCAACAUGUUUCAGACCCUGAAGUAUCUGGCUAUCCUGGGAAGCCUCACUUUCCUAGCAGGCAACAGAAUGUUGGCUCAUAAAGCAGUUAAAAGGUAAGGCGACCAAAAUGGGGGUUACAACAGAACCUGUCCCCUUGAAGAGAGCUUGGCUGAGUAGAAGACCAAUCAUUUAAAUGUGGGGUGUUAGGAAGAAGUCCAGAGCUGAACAUCUAGCUGACAUUCUUAAGUGGUAGAAUAUGGGUAGAGAUGCCUAUCUGCCAUACUGGCUUGUGAUGUCAGUAAUUAAUGGAGGGCUUCUGGAGGGCCACAGAGUAGCCACCUCUGACUUAGGAUAUCCUAAUGUUGUAUAAAUGAACCAGGAAUUGCUACCUUGUCUUAUAAGCAUUUAUUAUGGAGACUGAGAGAAAUGCAGAAGGGGACCUUUCUGCACUGCAGGCAUGGAGUCGGCUAGAAACUGCUUCUCAGCCUGGUAAGCCAUUUUGGGUGUUUCCACUUCAACAUGUCGGCUUGGCUUCCAUGUGGCCAUCAAAUGUUGUCAGGGAUGGUGCAGAGGGAAACCAUUCAGUCGAGACCAAUCAGCACAGCAAAGUUGACACAGACAAAACAGCUUGCAAAUGUAGUUUCAGUUGGCUUCCUGUGGUGGUGAAGGUAGUAAAAAAGUAAAAGCAGGCCUAAGUUUCUGUUUUGUUUCUUGCAGGACUUCUGGUAGCUUGAAAGUAUAAUCAAAAUGCUUUGGGCAUGUUUUGAUGAUGCAUCAAGUUUGCAAUUCCUUUCUUUAUUAAAAACUUAAAAUAGUUAUUUAGCUGUCAACACAGAUAAAGAAUUCAGUUUAUCCUCAAAUGUCUUAUAAAAGUCCAUGCAGUAAAACUGCUAUCUACAUGGCUUUGCCCAGGCCAGCAUCACCUGAACCCGUGUCUGGUGGCAAGAAUUCUCUUUGAACAUGUUGCAAAAGGGUGGCAGUCCUCAAUGCUCACCCAUAUCUCAGUAGAGUUUCUGGAAGGCCUGGUUUUGCUGCCUGCAUGCUUCUCUUUUCUCUGUGUUGUCUGUUCCUUGAGCAACAUUGCUGUCCUUGCCUUUACUGUCCUCUCUGAACCUUUUCCCCAUCUCUCCUUUUGGCAGGAUCGCUGCAGAACAGAGCAGUAGGUUGGCAAAGUAUAGAACGCUGCGGUAAAAGGGGGUUGUGCUAGUGACCAGCUCUUCCUAGAAGUAAGGGUCCUUGGAUGUUGCCUGUUGCCCAGCCAUACUAGCUGCUUCCAUUUCAUGCUCGUCAGCCGCCUCUCCCUGAGCCAACAUAACCUCACCUGAAACCUCUUUCCACCCACCUUGUAUGCCUUUGAACCUGGCAAGGGGCACAUUUUUUAAAUUAAGUUUCAUUUACAAGUUAUCAUCUCACCAUUCAGAUUCCUCCUUGAUACCUUGGUUGUGUUCCAAGCCUGCGUAAAUGUCUUAUUGGCCAUCUUACGCAAGCAUCCUUGCUUACUAAGGCUCUUUACCAUUUUUAAAAAAGUUUUAAUUUAAACCUCUGCUUGUUAAUUAAUCAGUUAAAAAUUAAAUACUUGCUCAAAAUCCAAUGUUUUGUUUAUAUCCUGCUUUCCUUGCAUUAAUGGACUGAGGAGGCUCAAGUGAUCUACUGAAUUGCAGAUCUGACUUAAACUGCCUUUUUAGUAUCAUACCUGUGUGUUGCAUCAGUAACUAGGUCCAGCAGCACAGGAUUUCACCUAAAAGUCUGCAGAACAGUCAUCCUUGAUUCCACCACACACACACAACUGCCCAGUAUCCCACAUAUUGUUUCCCCUUCUACUUUUCCAGUCAGGCAGAUACCAGAUUUAUUUUAUUAUUUCAUUUAAAUUUCAUGUAUUUAUAUUCCACCUUUCUUCCAUCCUGGAGCCCAGGGGGAUGUACAUGUGGUUCCCAGGCAAUCUCCCAUCAGGAUGGCUGCAGCUCCAUCUGCCAGAAGUAAAGUACUUUGCAGAAGUAAAGAAUAUUCAUAUUUAUUUAGAUUGCACACCUGUGGCUUUGAACAAUUGAGACACUUGGAAGCUUGAGUCUAGAUUGACCACAAAGUCUCACAAAUCCACUGUUGUUUUCAUGUGGUGGAUAUAUCCCAUCUCUGCCCUGAGAUACUAUGUGAAAUUGGGCUGGCUGGCACACUAUUUGAUUUUUUUCCCCUCUGCAUGUGUGUAACACCUUCAUUUCUCAUAUUUUAUCCAUUCAUUCUGCCUGGUCUGAGAAAAGGAACUUGGAGAGCCUUCUAAGCAUAUAAUAGCUUAGAAGCUGAAAGCUAGGUGCCAAAAUACUCAUGCUCUUUGCUUAAAAAAACCCCCUCCUCAUUCUGCAAUCAGAAUAUGUUGUACCAGUUAAGUAAAUGUAAUAAUUUUGCUGCUCAGAUAUGUUUUUGAAAGAAUAUGGUAUGUUGGCUGGAGGCAGAUCAGAUAGAAAUGAUAAUGGGUAAUAGAACAGAGUGUGAGAACAGUACAGGGCAGUGAAACUUCGAGCACUGAAAGCUGUCUUAUAAGUUUCCAUGUUUUGACCAGCCCACUGCCCACAUAUUUCAAAGUUCUUUUUUUAAUAUAGCAAUGAGGGCUAGAAAGGUUUUUCUUCGAGAAUGAAAGAUUUUUUCAAGAUGCCAAAUUCAGCACCGCUUCUCAGAUUCUGUGGUGACACAGGGUGCCAACAUGGAUGAAAUAUUUUGAAGCCAAUCUACAUUGUGGAUAUAAAACUUAGGAAUGUACAGGCCAUUUAUUCUCCUUUGCUUUAUAAUGUAAGCAAAUAUUAUUGUAAAUUCUGGGUUUUGCUCCUAAGUCCACAUACUGAAAGCACAGGUGCUUAAGAAGUUGUUUCACAGUUGUCCCUUCUUAAAUUUUCAAGAACGUAUGGGCCCAAAUAUGCUACGUGGCCUUAGCUACAAUCCUCCAUGUAUAUAUUUUGGGGAGGGGUGAUGAUAAUCUCUUGUAUUACAAAAUUAGGGUUACUAUUAUCAUUCUGUUGAAUAUACUGAAAGCAGCACCCUUCACUUGCCAAAGGAAAGACAUGAAGCUACCAGGAGAGAAGUAUCCCAAUCUUACUGAAUAUCUAAGAAACCGUGUUGCUUUCAGUAUUAUGCUCUGGGCCAUAGCUAAAAGCAGAUAUUUGCAUGGGUGUUUUUUCUUGCCAGCAACAUUUUCAUGCAUCAGAAAUGCAUCUAUAUGUGUGUUAUUCCUAUUUCCGUUGUCCAGGGGCAUUGCAUGUUGGAUUUCAGAAUUUAGAGCCUUGCUAUCUUAGUAACCCAUCACCCUCAUCCUUUAGAUGCAGGUGUUCUUUAUGUACUUUAUACUAUACCGCUUGGGGCUCAGAAAGAUAAUGGUCAGUUCAUAUUGAUCAGUAAAAACCAGUUUUUGCCUUUUUUUGUCCUAAUAGUUAAGUUUUAAUAACUCAAUAUUGGCUGCCAUUCUGUGCACACUUAGUUGGAAUACCCAUUAAAUGCAGUAGGAACUGACAUCUGAAUAAGCAUCCGUAGACUGGGCUAUAACAAUUUACAUGUUUUACCGUAAACACCAUUUUAGUGCAUGUUUUGUGCAUUCUUCAAGCUUUUGGCCAUCCCUGAAUCAGGCUUCAUAAUUUUCAUUACGAUGCUAAAUUUAUAUAUUCACUGUGCCAAAAAGGAGGGCAUCUACUUAAUACAUGGAAUUGUUAUUCUGCAUCUGCAUUUUUAAUUUUGCAAGUUUUCUGUGUGUCCUUCCAGAACUCACUGAUGCAAGAAGAAAAGAAAAACUUGAAAGAAAUCCAGUUUGAGCUCCAGAGGGAAGGAGCCGAAGAAGAGUUUAAAAUACGGAAAAGAAUUGCCUCUAAUAAGGAAAAGAAUUUUGUUGGAUUUUUUUUGUUUUUGUUUUUUUAAGAAAAAAAAAUCCCCACAUUUUGUAUUUAACUGACUGUUUAAGUGCUUUGAGUUAUGGCAUAAACACCUGCCUGCCACUAAGGAUUUUAGAAAUUGUCAGGCUCCAAGAAUUUGUUUUCCUAUUGUCUCCUUUAUUGAAUAAAGAGGAUGAGACAAAAUGAACUGUAAAUUUGUGAGGGGUUUGCAGAUGUGCAGCCUAGCUUAUGACUUGUGUCUGUACAGGCCACUUGGUGGUUUGGACUCUCCCCACCCACACACCCUCCCCAAGCCACUGGCUGAAAUGUGUCCUUUUGAACUCUGAUAAUGCCUUUUGCUUGCCUGUAUGGAGAAUAGAGAGUUCUGUGCAAAGGUAAAAUACACAUUUGUUGCUCCACCAACCACUGAUGCACAGCCCUCAGGUUCAAAAAGUUUCCCAGUCCCUGCCCUAUUAUAUCUGGGCACACUUUUUGUGCGUAUUUGAAAGAAUUCUCCGGAUAGCAGCCCUGGCCUUUGCAGUAGUCAUGGCAAUCUAGAUGAAAGUGCUUUUUCUACUUCUUACCACUUUCCUUGCAUGUGUGUUCCUUUUUGGUCUCCUAAGCCUUUCCUCCCUGAUCAUUUCUGAUGGUGCAGUGAAUUUCCCUUAUAUUCCAAGGUUUGGCUUUCUGCAUUUUCAGAAUUAUUUUGUUGCACUUCCAACAUUGUUUUGGCUGUAGUCAUUUGGUUGGUUGAUGUUCCCUUUAUUUCUAGCAGCAGCACAUAGUGCAGGGUAAAAGCUGUCCAUGGUCCUGAAAUCAGAAGUCAGUCAUAUGCUUUCCAGUGAACCCCAAGGUCAGUUCCCAAUUAAUUCAUUGGCAGAGGCCCCCAUGGCUAAUAUUUGAUACCACACAACUCUGUGCCUUUAUACAGUAAUUCUGUAUAGGAAAAAAAGAGUUUGGAUAUAUAUAUGAUUGCUAUACAUCAGGGGCAUUUAUUUUCAAACUGAAGUGAGGCUACAUAUUCAACAGUCAAACUGUAGUAAGCACAGGGAACAGAAGUCCCUCACACUUUGUUUUCCUGAUGGCAUUCUGGACAGUAUUGGUGCACAUAGUAAUAUGUCUGUUUCUUUGUACAGCUUCAGAAGCAGAAAGAAGAGCAGGGUGCUCCGGGAGUGGCACUGACCAGAAUGAAGCAGGACAAAGCUUAUUUACAGUUCCAUUAGCUUGGUUAGGACACUGACAAAAUCUUCCAAGUGGUCAUCAUUGAUAUCUUGAGACCUGAGGUGGGGAAAUAGAAAUAAAACAACUUAAUGUAAUGUAAACCAUUUUGUUUGCAGCGGGACAGGAUUACACCAUAGGAGCAUACAAAGGUCUCAGACUCCCUGCCCAUCUUGACCAUUAUUGACUGAUAACAUGUCCUUCCAAGCUUUUGACAGAGUUCUUUUCCAUCACUUGCUACCUGAUCUUUUGGGCCUAGGAGCUCCUGUUCUUUGGGCAUGCAAAGCUCUUGUUCUCCCACUCUCCCUACAACCUCGUGAACUCAAGGGGAUCUGUAUACUAACCUUGGAUUCUGCAACAUGGCUCCCAAGAAAUUCCUCAGUACCAUCUGCUGGUGAUAGCGACUGCCCAUCAGGAUGCUGUCAGACUGCCUCCGGGUCAUGAAUUCGUGUUCCUCAUCCCCCAGGUUGCCUUCCCUGUAAUCAGCACGAUGUAGAUUAGUGGAAGGUCUUGAAGCCCCUGCUUAGUUAUGAACUUCAGAUUGACCAUGAACAAGAUGUUUGACCUGUCUUCAAUAACAUGUGAUUGCCUCAUAUACAAGAAAGGGUGAGAACACAACUGAAAAGUCAGCUGAAAGAUUGGCUGUGAUUUAGAAUGAUUUAAAAGUGCUUUAAGCAAGAAAGAAGGAACCCAUGACCAUCUGCAUAUGGUUGGAUUCCAACCCCCAUCACGCCAGCCAGCAUGACCAGUGGUCAUGGUUGAUGGGAGGUGUAGUGUAGCAACAUCUAGAAGGCCACAGGUUUUCUGCCCCUGCUUUAAAGUGUAAUAAGUGUAGCAAUAUCUUCCUCUAAUGCAGGAAUGGGGAUCUUGUAGCCCUCCAGACAUAGCUAAACUGCAACUUCCAUCAUCCCUGAUCACUGGUCAUGCUGAUUUGCAGGGCCAGCCCAACCAUAAGGCAAGAAAAGGCGACUGCCUCAGGUGGCAGGAUCCACAGGAGCUUCCAAGGCAUAUAUUGCCUGCCGGUGCUUCUAAUAGCAACAACAGUGGCAUGCUCCCUUGCUGACCGGAUCUCAAUGCUGCCUCUACAGUGGCCUCUUGGUAAAUCAGAGGUGCUGCUGGUUUCCUCUCACCCUUGUUCCCAAUAUAGAUCUUCACUCACCCCUUCUUCCCUGGUGGGGGUGCCAUUUUGUAGUUCACCUCAGGUGCCAAAAUGUCUUGGGCUGGCUCUGCUUAUUUGGAUAGAUGGGGCUUGGACUCCAGCAACAGCUGAAAGGCCACUUGCACUACUGGCUUGUGAAGGAAUAAUACACUCAGGUCCCGCUAUGCAAAUGCUCAUUAUAAGAAAAGGAAUUAGUACCCAAACCUCACUAUACACACUGAAUAUUAAGAUAUCCAAACAGCCGGACCUGUGUGUAGUACUGUAAACAAAUAAGCAGCCUCAAACAAGCCUUGCUUUUGUGUUUUGCUAGUCGUCAGCAGCUGUUUCGCCAAAAACUUAGGUGGGUGGGAGGGAGGGAGAUGGGAAAAAUUAAAGCAUUUUUUCCCUUGUUUCUUUGCCUUUUGGAAUGUUUCAGAGUUUUCCUGGGUUUUUUCAUCAUUUUGGGGCCAAAUUUCCAUUGUCAAGAACACAUCAGAAAUUUCCCCAUAGGAAUCAAUGGAAAUUGCCAACUCAUUAUACAAGCACUCACAUAAUGAACAAUUUCCUGAGAAGGCAUUGUGUUCAGUUAGUGGGACCCGUGCGUACUUUCCAAUUAAUAUCUUUGGGGCAUACUGGGAAUUUACUAUCUCUGCAGGAGGCAAAUCAAGAAUAAAAGCUGUUAGCAAUUGGCACUGAAUGUUUGUGUGUGUUAAAAAUCACUCGGAGGACUUUCGUCUUAAGUUCUAUACCUAGGUUAUUGGCUAUGCUGCCAGAUUUUUGUAAAUGUACAGGAAAUUCCCUCCAGUGCAGGGCUGAAUGUGGCUCAAAAUAUAAUGGGCGUAUUACUAUAAGAAUGAAUCUGCCUUGUUGUUACCAAUUGUGUUUCUAGGACAUGUCUAGGCAGGAGCUUUUCAAUCACAGGUUCUGUGCCUAAUCGAAACACACAGAGCUUGCACCCUAUGCCUUAUAUGUAGCAGACUGCUACAACUAAAGUAAUAUGUAAUAAAGUUCCACUUACCCGAGUCUUUUCCCAACGAUGCCUUGCAAUAACUUCUGGGCUGACAUCUUACCCCGAACUUUGCGGUAACUAUCAGUAAAUAUUGCAUCUGCAUGGCGCUGCAUCCUAACAAAACACAGACAUUGUGUUUAUCUGUGCCUGCCUGGGACACCAUGCAAAUUAUGGCUUUCUCCCUUUACUUGGAUGGAGAGAGCAGUCUCACAUACAUCGUCCCUGAGAACAGGAAGCUUCUCACGCUAUUAAAGUGGAUUAAGAACUACUCCUGUUGGAGCUAUGUGCUUCUUAGCACUGGCAGAUUGCUUGAAGGAACUGGGGGUGCAGCACAAAGUGUACUGUGUGUGAGAGUGAGAAACAGCACAUAGAUUCUGAAUGAGGGCACAGAUAUACUGGUUGCAGCUCCCACUCUUUGACAUGGCACAGGCCACAUAAUACUCUUUCUGCAUUUGUAAGAAAUCAAUCUUUUAGUGUGGCAUCGCACAAAAUUUGGAAGUACUUUCCUAUAGACAUCAGGCUGGUGCCUUGGCUGUACUAUUUCAUGCCUGCAAAAAAUGGUUUUGUUUAGCCAAGUCUAUCCAAACAUGCACAAUAUUGACACGUAUUUUAACUGG